This is a messenger RNA of Vombatus ursinus (common wombat), 1525 nucleotides long. RefSeq names its product decapping exoribonuclease (gene DXO). The coding region runs from base 254 to 1453 and encodes 399 amino acids. Gene Ontology annotation, biological process: NAD-cap decapping; nuclear-transcribed mRNA catabolic process. The transcript is spliced from 7 exons. Gene Ontology annotation, cellular component: nucleus; cytosol. Gene Ontology annotation, molecular function: mRNA 5'-diphosphatase activity. NCBI's taxonomy places the organism in Eukaryota, Metazoa, Chordata, Mammalia, Diprotodontia, Vombatidae. The record is from RefSeq and is a predicted model, not a curated record.
GGCCCGAGCACUGUGGCCGGGAUGGGGACAUGCCCGGCGAGAUGACGCGAGCCCCGCGCUAUGCCGGGACGGAGCGGAGACGUGGAGGGACCUCGUGCUAAGUGGACAUUCCAACUCCUGCUCCUCGAGUAAGAACUGCACCCAUCCCCACCCUGACAGAGGCCCUGGGCAAGUCUGUGGCUGUCGCUUCCUGAUUGUGUCAUGCAUAGAUGAAGACAAGUCACAUUCCCCACUUUCGGCGCUUCCGAAGCCUAUGGAGCCCCAGGGUGCCAAGCGAGGAGCCGGGGAAAUGAAAGAUGGGGCGACAGGGGGCCCUCCCAAAUGGACCCGCCCGGCCCCUUCGCUGCCCACCGAUGCCUCCCUCUACGCGGGCCCCUUCCCCUUCUAUCGCCGCCCCUCCGAGCUGGGCUGCUUCUCCCUGGACUCCGAGCGCCGCUACCACGGGGACUCCCGCGCUCUGCGUUACUUUGCUCCUCCCCCAGCCCACGGUUCUGCCCCUGAUUUCGACCUCCGGGAAGGCUACCCUGAGCGCUACCGGCCCCGGGACGAGGAGACCCAGGAGGGGCUGGAUCACCUGCUUCGAUGGCUCCUGGAGCACCGAGGCCAGUUAGAGGGGGGCCCAGGCUGGUUGGCAGGGGCUGUGGUGACAUGGCGAGGGCAUUUGACAAAGCUGUUGACAACACCCUAUGAACUUCGGGAAGGUUGGCAGCUUGCAGCUUCACGGCUACAGGGCACCCUUUACCUGAGUGAAGUGGAAACACCUGCUGCUAGAGCGCAGCGACUUGCUCAUCCUCCAUUCCUCCGGGAACUCAUGUACAUGGGGUACAAGUUUGAACAGUACAUGUGUGCAGACACUCCUGGGGGCUCUCCGGACCCUUCGGGAGAGGUCAACACUAAUGUGGCAUUCUGCUCAGUGUUACGAAGUCAAUUAGGAACCCAUCCCCUGCUCUUCUCUGGGGAGGUGGACUGCACAGACCCUAAAGCCCCAUCCACACAGCCACCUGCCUGCUAUGUGGAGCUCAAGACCUCAAAAGAAAUGCACAGCCCUGGUCAGUGGAGGAGUUUCUAUCGACACAAGCUCUUGAAGUGGUGGGCUCAGUCAUUCUUGCCUGGGGUUCCACGUGUGGUUGCUGGCUUCCGAGAUCCUGAAGGUUCUGUCCGAUCACUCAGAACCUUUCCCACCAUGGAGAUGUUUGAGCUCAUCAGGGCUGACCGAGAAGGCUGGAAUCCAUCCGUAUGUAUGAACUUCUGUGCUGCUUUCCUUAGUUUUGCCCAAAGCACAGUCACUCAAGAUGACCCCAGGCUUGUUCACCUCUUCUCCUGGGAGCCAGGUGGCCCUGUUACUGUGUCUAUUCAUCAUGAUGCUCCCUAUGCCUUUCUGCCUACCUGGUAUGUGGAUGCCGUGACCCAGGACUUCCCUUCACCUGCUAAGACACCCUGCCCAGGGAACUAAUUUCUCCAGAGGACUGAUCAAGAGGGGGCUAGUCCCUCCUUUCUACACAUACAGUAAAGGCAUUUUUCACUA